This is a messenger RNA of Choloepus didactylus (southern two-toed sloth), 2228 nucleotides long. RefSeq names its product disintegrin and metalloproteinase domain-containing protein 20-like. The transcript has a single exon. Gene Ontology annotation, molecular function: metalloendopeptidase activity. The record is from RefSeq and is a predicted model, not a curated record. NCBI's taxonomy places the organism in Eukaryota, Metazoa, Chordata, Mammalia, Pilosa, Megalonychidae. Gene Ontology annotation, cellular component: external side of plasma membrane; sperm head plasma membrane; plasma membrane. Bases 39 to 2138 code for a protein of 699 amino acids. Gene Ontology annotation, biological process: male gonad development; proteolysis.
UGCUGCUCUGGCUGGAGGUGUUCCUGCUCGUCCCUGGAAUGUCCCAUAAUGAGCACACCCAGCAUCACACACCCCCAGAAGUGGUGAUUCCCUUGAGGGUCACUGCUAAAGGGAGCCACCUGAAGGCCUCAGGUUGGCUCUCCUACAGCCUGCACUUGGGGGGCCGGAGACACAUUGUCCACAUGAAGGUCAAGAAGGCUUUUCUGGCCAGACACCUCCCAGUGUUCACCUACACAGACCAGGGUGCCCUCCUUGAGGACCAGCCUUUUAUAAAGACUGACUGCUUCUAUCAUGGUUAUGUGGAGGGGGACCCCGAAUCUCUGGUUGCCCUCAGUACCUGUUUUGGAGGCUUUCAAGGAAUGUUCCAGAUAAGUGAUAUCAUUUAUGAAAUCAAACCUAAAAUGUUUUCCUCAGCAUUUGAACAUUUGGUGUUUAAGAUGGAAAGUGAUGACCCACAAUUCCCAUCCAUGAGAUGUGGGUUGACAGAAGAGGAAAUAAUGCGACAAAUAAAGUUGCAAGAGAGUGAUAAUCACAUUCAGAAGCAAAGCUCCUAUGAGAGAUGGUGGACCCACCUGUUGAUUAUUGAAAUGGCAAUCGUGGUAGACCAUAAUCGAUUCCAAUCCCUUCAGAGUAAUGUAACAAUAGUGCAGGCAGAAGUUUUCAAUGUACUCAAUUUGGUAGGUACUUUUUAUGUACCAUUGGAGAUUGAAAUAUUUUUAAGUGGUAUUGAGAUCUGGAGUUCAGGAAACAUCCUUACACAUAGUGAUAUAGAGGAACUGUUGACAGAGUUUUGCAUAUGGAAACAUAAUGCAUUUAAUUUCCGAAUUCACCAUGAUAUUGUACAUCUUAUUGCAGAUAGGUCAUUUGGUAUGAAUCUUGGCUUGGCUUAUGUUGGAACAGUAUGUCUGGCUCAGGUUAACUGUGCAGUUCUUAGUUUCAUGGGUUAUAAUCUGGCUGAUUUUUCAGUCAUCAUGGCCCAUGAGCUUGGUCAUAAUUUGGGUAUGCUUCAUGAUACUACAUACUGUACAUGUGGGAAACAUACAUGCAUAAUGUUCCCAGCAAAAACAGCAUCAAAUACUUUCAGCAAUUGCAGUUAUGCUGAAUUUUGGGAUGGUGUUUCCAAAAGGACAUGUAUGCUCAACAGAGGAAAUCCACAGGAUCUAUUUAUACAGAGGCGAUGUGGGAAUAAUAUGGUUGAAGGAGCAGAGGCAUGUGACUGUGGAACCUUAAAAUCUUGUGAAAAAGAUCCCUGUUGUCAGUUGAACUGCAAUCUGACUCCUGGGGCUCUUUGUGCUUUUGGGGGGUGUUGCCAAAACUGCAGCUUCAUGCCAUCAGGUGACGUGUGUAGAGCACAGGUCAAUGAAUGUGAUCUUCCAGAAUGGUGCAAUGGAGCAUCUCCUCAAUGCCCAGAAGAUGUAUACGUGCAGGAUGGGACGCAAUGCCCGAACGAUGGUUACUGUUAUGAAAAGAAUUGUAGUAGCCGUGAUGAACAGUGUAGGAAAAUUUUUGGCAAAGAAGCCAAGAGCGCAAAUCAGAGCUGUUACAGAGAAGUCAACACCCGUGGUGACCGUUUUGGACACUGUGGUAUGAUUGAACAUAACCAAUAUAAAUAUGUAAAAUGUAGUAUCUCUGAUAUCCUGUGCGGGCGAAUUCAGUGUGAGAACGUGACAGAAAUACCCCGGUUGAAGGAGCAUUCUACUGUGCAUAGCAUUGACUUAAAUGGGGUCCUCUGCUGGGGCACUGACUAUCAUUUUGGGAUGACCAUACCUGAUAUUGGUGAAGUGAAAGAUGGCACAAAAUGUGGUCCAGAAAAUAUCUGUAUCCACAGGAAAUGCGUUAGUAUGCCUCUUUUUAAUAGGGUUUGUUCACGUAAUACUUGUAACAGACUGGGAGUGUGCAACAAUAAAGGACAUUGCCAUUGUGACAUUGGAAAGGCCCCACCAAGAUGCCUACUUGAUGGCGAUGGAGGUAGUUUUGACAGCGGUCCACCACCACACAAAGAAGGGAAAAAAGAGCAUAAACAGAGCAUGGACUUCCCAGUGUUUUCGCUUAUUCCUUUGUUUGCUAUACUUUUAUGUCUAUUUUUUCUUUGCAAGAGAAGCAAAAAAAAACAAGAAGAAGAGGAAGAUUCUGACUAGGACUUAGUGAAGAAGAGCAAAUACUGAUUCCAGAAACCAACCAAAUUCCAAAAUACAUUUCCCAUGAAUUGAGUUUCAGUCUUCUGGUGG